CAGGUAUACCUAGUGGCCGCUUUUACAGAGAUGCAAGUGAAGGACUUUUACGUGUCAGCUCCUGGAAAGGCGAUCCUACACGGAGAGCAUGCAGUGGUUCACGGAAAGGUGGCUCUAGCUGUGAGUUUGAACUUGAGGACAUAUUUGCAAUUGAAAGCCACCACUACUGGCAAGGUUUGCAUCAACCUGCCCAAUAUCGACGCAUUCCUCUGCUGGGACCUUUCACAGCUGAAGCAGCUUGUUCCUUAUUUCUGUGGUAAGAGGGACGAGGUGCAACGUCUGGAUGCUGAACUUGUGAAGAGACUGCGGGAAUUUAUUGGUGUAACCAAUGGAAGCUUGGAUACUUGCAACAUGGCCACCCUAUCCUUCCUUUACCUCUACACCUCGCUGUUUGGAUCAGGUGAGCUGCCCAGUUUGACGGUGUCUGUGUGGUCGGAGCUGCCGACCGGAGCAGGACUGGGGUCAAGUGCCGCCUACUCUGUGUGUUUAGCCGCAGCUCUGCUCUAUGCAAACGGAUCCAUCCCCCCUCCUCUCAAAGAGUGGGAACACACCGCCAGGUGGUGUCAGGAGGACCUGGAGCUAAUCAAUAGUUGGGCUUUCCAAGGGGAGAUGAUCAUCCACGGUAAUCCUUCAGGAGUGGACAACGCUGUAGGAACGUGGGGCGGCAUGCUCAGAUUCUUGGCUGGAAAGAUAAUACCACUGAGCAGGGUGCCAUUAUUAAGAAUCCUCCUCACUAAUACCAAAGUACCACGAAGCACCAAGGUACUUGUUGCCGGUGUGAAGGACAAAAUUAACAAGUUUCCAUCCAUCAUGGGCCCCGUUCUUGACUCAGUUGAUGCCAUUUCCUGCACUUGUGAGAAGGUCCUCUCAGAGAUGACCUGUGAGCCCAUCACAGGAGAGCAUUACAAUAUUCUAGAGGAGCUCAUUGAUAUCAACCAGCACCAUCUGAAUGUGAUGGGUGUGGGGCACCCUGCCCUGGACACACUGUGCCAGGUCACAUUGGCCAAAGGGCUCCACAGCAAGCUAACAGGUGCAGGAGGAGGAGGCUGUGGCAUCACGCUUCUGAGACCAGAAACCGACUCCCUGAUUGUCCAGAGUACAGUGCAAGAUUUGAGAGACUGUGGCUAUGACUGCUGGGAAACGAGCAUUGGUGGGCCAGGUGUCCAGCAGCACUCUCCCAUCGCCAUUAAAGAGGAAAUCCUGGAGAUUUUAAAUCACUACUAAGACUGACCUGUGGCAGUGGCUGCAAGAGAACAGAUGUAGCAGUGGACUUUUUUUUAUCACCUCAAGACCUGAGGUAUACUGAACUAAUAAAGUUGGCAGAAUGGACCAAGGAGCAUUUCAAUCUGGGCAGAGUUGGACUGAGGUUAAAAGUUUCCUGAAUGGGGGGGACUAAUCUCAAUGUUUAAAGCUAUGAAGAACAAUUAACUAUGUGUUGUGUUUUGGGUGACGGUUCUCAUUCAGUCUAAAUGUAUUAAGGGUUAACAGCAUGUGUACUGACUUCUAAGUCCAGUAGGUGGCAUCAGAGUUGCACAAAUGCUUUUUAUGAAAGGGGAUCUGCAGAAGACAGCUCUCAUAAAAUUGACCGAUGUGGAAGUGAAACACUGGUAGGAUUAAGUUACAUUUUCUUCCAAAUGUUUAAAGCAGUAGGCGCCAGCAUAUUUUAGUGUAUUUUAGUGUACUCUCUUGGCAUUGCAGCAUGUAAUAUUGCUGGGAAUGAAGGUGAGACAUUAUUUUACAGGAUAUAUUCAAGGAAAGUGAGACUCACAUAUCAGACUUGACUUUCAUUAAUUAUUAUUAAGGCAGAUGCAAACCAUUUUGAAACGAGCUUCUGAAUCCCACCACGUGCUGCUGCCUUGCUCUUUAAUUUUGCUUUGCAUAAAACGUGCUAAAAUGCAGAAUUUACUGUGAUUUCAGUUGUGCUUCUUUCUGAGAGCAUCUUUAAUUUCUCCAGCAGUUUGGUAAAAUGUCAGUAAUAUGCUCUGUUAAUUUUUCCAGUGCAAGACUAACCGGCUGCGUUGUUUUGCUAAUACAGAAGGGGGAAAGAGGGAAAGCAGGAGUGUGUGGCUUUCUCUGGAGCCUCUGGAUUAGCACUACUAUAAUAUGAAUCAAUGACGAGUGUCCUUCUGAGUCACAUGUUUGUGCUGACAUACACACACACACACACACACACACACACAAACCAGCUUUCCCAAAUUCUUCUCCACCUAAUCGCUCCCUUGAAAGCAUUACAGAGUAUUCUGCAAAUGCCGCAGAUAGAGAAGACGGAUCUGUUUAGAAUUUCCCUGAUUUGCGGAAAAGGUCAUUGGGGGAUUCAGUUGAGUCUGAAUAUCUAUUUCAUUUUAUGUUUUUCUUCUUUUUUUUUUUUUUUUAAAUGUCACAAAGAUUGAGUAGUACAAAUCUGGCAGUGUACGUGAAUAUACGACAUUUGUCACCCUCCCUCCUUUUCUGCCUGGCGCCCCCUCUGUCCUCUUGAAUUGUGUCAUCUUUGUCAGGGCAGCCCCCCGUCAGCAUGCCGCACAGUUGCCCCUAACCCCUGCUGGAAUUUAAUUACCACUGCGCUUUUCAAUUGAAAUGGCAUUGACGAGGGGGGACAAGAGGGAGACAACGGAGCCAGUUUUAUUUGAAGCCCCUCUCUUUCUUUUCUGUCUCAUUCUCUUUCGCUCCUUUUACCCCUGCGAGGCACAGAUGGUAUUUUUUUUAUAUCAAUGUCAGCGCCUGCUUCUUUCUGCUCUGAUGAAUAGAAUCUAAGGAGGGCCUAAGAUGAUUUCAGAUAACAGAGGGAGUGAGGAAGGGGGUCAAGGAUAGAAGGAGAAUGUCAGAAUUAGACAGAUACAGUGGAAAAACGUGCGCUGUCCCUGGAGCAAGGGGCGAGAUGUACAAACCAUUUAACAUUUAACAUUUUGGGGGGUUUUAGGGAGUUUUGUCUGUGUGGAUCAAUGUGAUAGAAUCAAGGAUGAAUAAUUCAUUCUCUCCAAGCAGGAGGAAUGAAAUGCUAAAUGUGAAUUUGCUGAGUGGUCAUGCACACUGUGGCACAUUCCCUCUGGUCCCCUGUCGACUGGUGAAAUGCUUGUCAGGAGCCAUUAAGUUUGAAUACAGAAUUAGACCUGACUGACAAGAUAUCAUGUUGAUGUCGACUCGUUUUGCCAAUGGGGAUUUAGUGUAUGACUUUCCACAGGGAACGUCUGCAUUUGCAUGUAUAGGAUCACAAUUUUUAUUAUGGAAAACUUCUUGUGCUGAUUGAAUUGUAUGUCUUGAUAUCUGUAAAAGGGGAUGUGGAAUUGGCCACAGCAGGAAAGAUCUGUGAAACCAUCCUCUUCCCACCAUUCAUAUGAAUACAAUGACAGAGGCAGAAUCAGCAUCAUGAUGAUCCUCUCUGUCAUGAUGAGCUGUAGGAUCCUCUUGGGAGUGUUUGCCCUUUCGCUAAGUGGGGGUCGGUGGCCGGUGUUCUCAGCAGGGGUCCGAUUAAGACAGCAUGGUACAGGAGCGCUGUCAAAGAGGAUCCAGUUUUUACAUUCAGCGAUAUGUCAGGCAGUCUUUUUUUUUUUUUUUUUUCAUUAUUGAUACAAUAUCCCACGGCAUAAUUAAUAACAGUUUGUAACUACAGUGCUAAUUGUUCUGCUAUAACCUAUAACCUGUGUUUGCAAAUUUUGAAAGUGUGAAUGUACUGGCUGAGUCUGCUUUACGUGUGCUAUGCAAAAUUUUAGCAUUUAAUCAUCAUUCAGUGGUUCUGACUCGAGGGAACAGAAACUGCUGUUUAGCAAAACUUACUGUGCCACUGGAAUGUAAAUUUUAGGAAUUUUUUUAGGACUUCCCUAAACUUUUAACCUGUGAACACUCGGGGAUGGGGAGAGUUUUGUUUUCUUUUUAAUUGAAAUGAUCUUAAAGGGUCUGAAGAAUAGGAAUUAUUCUGCUCAACCAAUCAAACAAGCAAACAAAAAAAAACAGUUUACAGCCAUGCAUGACUCUGUGAGUCUGCCCAAAAUAUUUCACAAUUCCCAUAAAAAAAACGAAAACCAUACUUGACUUAAAUUUAAUUGGGCUGUUUUCCCCUUCAAGGCUGUCUCCUUGUGCAACACUCCCACAUCUCCUGUUAUGUUUGGAGAACUCCCUGGAAAUCCCAUUGUGCCUUUUUGAUUUCACCAUGGGCUUCAAACUUGUGCAAAGAGCAAACUUCAUUCUCAAACCCAACCUUCAUGUCAAGGGUAAUCAGUGGUGAUGAGAGCUUGUGGCUCUCCAGCUAUGACCCUCAGACCAAAUAGCAGUUUUCAGAGGAACGGUCCAGUUUGCUAGCCUGAAGGUGGCAUAUCAGGUCAGGAGCAUGCUUGAAAUUUUCUUCAACCUUCACAGGGUUGUGCACCUUGAAUUCAUCACCCAGGGCCAGACUGUCAUCACUGCAUUCUACUGUAAUGUCCUGAGGCCUCUGAGUUAGAACAUUCAGUGUAAAAGACCUAAACUGUUUUGUAUGCCAUCAUGAGCCAGUCAGCUAUUUAUGGUCAAGCCAGUACGAGUGUUGCUCACCACCCAGCUUACCGGCCAGAUUUGUCCUCUGCCAUGAAAUAAAAUUAAAUACACAGAUCAGAAAGAGUUUCAAAAAGCAAUUCAAAUGGAGAAGGAGCAGUGUAACCUUUUAUAAAGGGAGACUUUGAAGGGGCUAGCAUAGCAGCAGAGCAGUGCUUAAUGAUAAUAUUAGCAUGCUAACAUGCUUGUGCUAAUAUUCUGAUGUUUAUAAAGUUUAUCAUGUUUACCAUCCCAGUUUAGCAUGCAAAACAUUGCUAGUCAGCAUUAAACACAAAGUAGAGCUGAGGCUUAUGAUGCUGCAGGUAUUUUAUAUUUAAAUUUCCACUUUAAAAAAUUUCCCUGAAUAGUUUUUAAUCAAAGCUACAAGUCUGGCAGCCUUCGAUGUCUGCUCAGAGUGUUCAAAGUUUAUUGAGUAUAUUACAGUGUGGAAGUCUCAAUUUUCUUGCACCAUUUGGAUGGCAGGGUCAGAAUUUGGUGUAAAUGACAUGAAAGCAUGGAUCCAUUAGUAUCAGUGGUUCAGGCUGCUGGUGGUGCAAUAAGUGCUGGAUAUUUUCUUGGCACACUUUGGGCCUCUUAUUGUCAGCUGAGCCUUGUUCAAACUCCACAGCCUACCUGUGUAUUGUUGCUGAUCAUGUCCAUCUCUUUAUGACCACAGUGCCCCCAUGGCAUGCCAAUAUGGACCAAAAUCUCUGCAGUUCUGAAGGCAAAAGGAAGGGAAAAUAUAUCAAUUAGCAUGUGUAGGCCUAUUUUGAAACAGAGUAAAUAUAAAGCUAUGCAUGCCACUGCAAAUCCUACUUGUGUUUGUGCAAAUGAAUAACAUUAAAACCUCUUUUAUAAUAAAUAAAAUGUAUAGCAGCCUAAGCUAGCAGCUUUAAAAUAAAUAAAUAAAUGCAUAAAAAUUGGACAUUAGACAAUUUGGAUUUUGACUACAGUCCAGCUGCAGAUCAAGCAUAUGGGUAAGCUGGCAGUUUUGGCAGUGAAAACCAUAAAAAUCUGUCCACGCACUGUUAAAUUCUCUAUUUUCAGACACAACUUUUAUUUGGGGGAUUUGUCAUCCAUAGCUAGGGGGACUCAGUGUAAAUAUCAGUGAUAGCCAAGGUUACCGGGGAUUGGCUAAAUGAAAGCGAUAAGAUGCCUGUUGAUAGACAGACUAAAAUCCAUAUUUUGGUUGAUAAAAUAUUAAAUUAUUUUUUAAUGUCAUAUCUAUGCACAUAACAUUACACAUUCUUAUAGUCUGAGAGUGUAAAGAAUAAAAUAAAAUGUAAAACAAACAAACAAAAAAAACCCCCAAAAGCAACCAUUGCUUAAUUCCAUAUUUAUAUUCAUGUAUCUUUUUUGUCAGAGCCACAAGUGAGCCACUGCAGAUGAAUAAAAGAGCCGCAGGUUUGACACAACCUGUUUCUAACUGUCCUUAAAGUAGACAAUAAUAUUUCAAGAGAGGUUUCCACCUGGAGAAUCUGUUUGGUCUACAACAAGACUUCUUUCAUGCCUGUGAAAUGGGUCCACGGCUACAGACCUGCUUGAGCUGUUUUAUUGUAAACAUCUGAAACACAUGACGCAAAGCAGCUCCAGUCCACGUCUCAGUUUCCAUCAUGGAAUUGUAUCAUGUCGUAGUAUUGAUCCUGUAAUUGAUCCUGUGAAGUCGAGGGCACCUGUACGUACUCUGUCAUCCCUCAGUGCCAGGAGCGCUCUUGUUUAAUUGCAGGCUAAGGCGCUGGUUUUUCAUGUUGCCUUUGAAAAGCCUCAUUGAUUUUUAUACCACCCUUCAUCCUUGCUGUGCUCCGUUUUAAGAGCAAAUCCCUUGUGUCGAAGUUGCCCUGAAUGUAAAAGUAUGAAAUCUGUCAGCGCUUUUCACAAGGCUUCCAGGUGUUAUCCAGACACGUUAACACUCGAGUUUAAAAAAAGAGUUGGCUUUCUUUUUUCUUUCUCUCUUCUCUUUUUUUUUUUUUUUUUUUUACAUUUUUAAACAGAGAAAGGAAGAAAAGAAGCUGUGUUACAUGCUAGUUGGGCUCAUAUGGGGCCGGAUGAAUGUGAGGUUGUGUUGGAAGCACUCUGCUUAGACUGGUAAGGUCAAGGUUUGUAACUCUGCCUGUUUGUAUUGCUUGAAUGGAAAAAAAAAGGCACAUCUAGUAUU
Archocentrus centrarchus (flier cichlid) is the source of this 6655-nucleotide messenger RNA. RefSeq names its product mevalonate kinase (gene mvk). Lineage: Eukaryota; Metazoa; Chordata; Actinopteri; Cichliformes; Cichlidae. Gene Ontology annotation, molecular function: ATP binding; mevalonate kinase activity. The transcript has 11 exons. Bases 31 to 1224 code for a protein of 397 amino acids. Gene Ontology annotation, biological process: isoprenoid biosynthetic process; cholesterol biosynthetic process; isopentenyl diphosphate biosynthetic process, mevalonate pathway. The record is from RefSeq and is a predicted model, not a curated record. Gene Ontology annotation, cellular component: cytosol; cytoplasm.